CUCCAUGGAACCACCGGUAUGUAUCUCUUUCCCUCUCAUCUACAUGCUUUAUUUAUAUGCAUCUCCAUUAUGCAUGCUUCAUAAUUAAUCGUUCAUCGUAAUGUAUAUAUCUAUAGGUGAGAUUUUAUGCGAGGAUUUGACAAAGAAUAAUUGCUCAUUUGCAAUCUCAUCUUCUGGAAAGAGAUGCGUGUUGGAGAAUUUCGAAGAUAAGAAAGGAAAAGUGGAAUAUCAAUGUAGAACAUCGGAAGUGGUGGUGGAGAUAUUAUCAGAGUACAUCGAGACAGACGAAUGCAUUAGAGCUUGUGGCGUUGAUAGAAACGCUACAGGUAUUUCAUCCGACACUUUGCUCGAUAAAAAAUCCAUCGUCACACUCUGCUCACCUGCGUGUUAUCAGAAAUGCCCUAACAUCAUCGAUCUUCACUUCAAUUUGGCCCUCGGUGAAGGAGUAUCGUUGCCGGAUUUGUGUGAACAACAGCGUAGCGACCCUGAUUGUAACAUGAUCGAUCUUCUAAGCUCGAGUGCUGCAAGUGGUCCGGUGGGUAGUGGAACGCAUCGCCUGUUUAGUGCAGCACCAGCCCCUUUUUCGUUCUAAGACAUUUGGUUAUAUAUUGUGUUGGUGUAUACAUCCGAUAUAUACGUGUGUGUGUGUGUGGGUUGUUUGAAAUUUUGUAAUAGAUUGUUAUCUGGCGGAAUAAUUAGCAAACUAGAGAAAGUAAAUAGACGCAUAUACAUCACUUGGUCUUUUUCAUUGAUCAUUUGAAUCU
This is a messenger RNA of Lactuca sativa (garden lettuce), 764 nucleotides long. The record is from RefSeq and is a predicted model, not a curated record. Lineage: Eukaryota; Viridiplantae; Streptophyta; Magnoliopsida; Asterales; Asteraceae.